Echinococcus granulosus is the source of this 300-nucleotide messenger RNA. RefSeq lists its product as hypothetical. Lineage: Eukaryota; Metazoa; Platyhelminthes; Cestoda; Cyclophyllidea; Taeniidae. Bases 1 to 300 code for a protein of 99 amino acids. The transcript is spliced from 4 exons. The record is from RefSeq and is a predicted model, not a curated record.
AUGACACCAUCAGCAGCUAAAAUGCACUACAAUUUUAACAUGCCUUUUCAAAAAUUGACAAUAUAUUUUAAGGAAUGGCUAAGUGGAAUGAAAGAUCGGAACCGUAAUGGAAAAGCAUUGGUGGUGGAUAAGAGCAAAUACCAUGGCUUUAAAUCUUUCCUAAUUCGCUACGAAGAAAUGCAAGCAAUUUUUCUUCUUAAUUGCAUUGAAAUACAUUCUGAAAAUUCUUACCUACACAAAAAUUAUGCUCAUAGUGUGUUUAUCAUGAUGGAACUGCUAUUUUUUCUUUCACCGAUUUAA